AUGGCGUGGUGGCGGAAGAAGGUGGUCUCCCCGGCGCGCCGCGCGUGGGCCGCCGUCUCCACACGCGUCCGCGCGCGCAACACAGGCAGCGGCGGCAGCAUACUGAAGCUUCACGAGGAUGUGCAGACCUGUGGCUACAGGGACGUGCAGGUGAUGUUCGACAUCCUGACCUCGGAGCUGGAGGCGUCCACACACCGCCCCGCCAAGCACCACCACCACCAGCGCAAGCGGCCGCCGUCCCCGCCGUGGCCCAGCCACCGGUCAUCCUCCAUGAUCGCGGCCGCGCAAUAA
Miscanthus lutarioriparius is the source of this 291-nucleotide messenger RNA. The record is from the annotation of a GenBank genome assembly. NCBI's taxonomy places the organism in Eukaryota, Viridiplantae, Streptophyta, Magnoliopsida, Poales, Poaceae.